UUGAGCGUACAGCUGAGGUCCCUUGAAGCCCGAGUUGCAGAGGAACGCAGAGAACUGCGUAGGGCAAUCGAGGAUACGAUAGCUGACAAAGAGACUAUAAAACGUGCAGCCAGAGCCCAAAAAACGAGAGCUGAACGACUUAUGGAAGAAUUACAGAGGACUACUAGUCGCCUUGCUGACGCAGAAGCUCGCUCUGCUCAGAUUCAGAACGAACUAGAAGAGGAAAGGCGUCAUGUAUCUCGACUGACGUCUGAUCGCGCCAGUGAGGCAGCCAACGUUGAUGAACUGCGGUGUCAGCUUAUUGAAAUGGAGCGACGAUCCCAUGCCACAGAGCGUGCUAUUCAAGGAAAAAUUGCUCUGACUCAUGCCGGCAAUUCAGACUCAAGCAAUGUUAACAAAUAUGGAUCGGAAGAGUUCAAUAAACUCAAACAAGUGAGUGGAUGGAUGUCUUUUAUAAGAAAUCUGGAAGGUUUCUGA
This is a messenger RNA of Protopolystoma xenopodis, 477 nucleotides long. The record is from the annotation of a GenBank genome assembly. NCBI's taxonomy places the organism in Eukaryota, Metazoa, Platyhelminthes, Monogenea, Polystomatidea, Polystomatidae.